This is a messenger RNA of Coregonus sp. 'balchen', 6063 nucleotides long. The record is from the annotation of a GenBank genome assembly. Lineage: Eukaryota; Metazoa; Chordata; Actinopteri; Salmoniformes; Salmonidae.
CAUAUGUGGAGUAAGCUGAUCCUGACUCACCACUGGCCGAGCACAUUUUGCAGUGUAAGUUACUUUAAUAUAUAGUUUCAUGGCAUAAUAAACUCUACGUAUCAUGUGAUGAUUUGAUCAUGUGAUUGAUAAGGUGGCCCUAAAUUGCCAGAUUUUCAAAUCAAAUCAAAUCACAUGAUUUUCCACCUUGUAUGACAAAAUUAACAUUUCGAUUUGCAGAUGGAACACUGUCAUUCCAAAUUUGACUACUGGACUUUGCAUGGACUGUGGUAAGGAAGGACAUUCAACAAAUUCAGUAGGAAAGUGAGUUUUUUGACUGACCAGAUGACAUAAACUGUUUUGCAUUCUAUGUUUGUACACAUUUGACCAAUGUCUUUGUCUUACAGGCCAGAUAAAGGCCAGGAAUGCAAUUCAUCUUUGCACUUCAAUGAAACUCUAAUCCAGGUAUGUUCUGCUGGGGGAAAAACAUUUAAAAUACAAACAUUCAGAAAAAGCAUAGAGCUCAUUCGUGACAAAAAUAUAUAAUUUUGAUGGUAAAAGUAAACAUGUUAAUUUAUUAUUUUAAAUUAAGAUAAAUAUUUGAUAAUGACUAUGUUUUACAGGACCUACUUCCAGAAAUGCAGAAGUGGUGGCCGGAUCUUAAAAUUCCUGAAUCCUCUAGAUUCUGGUCUGUUCCAGUUUUCUAUUUUGUAUAAAUACUUUACUCCAGGUAAUUGUUAUAUUUUCAGGUAACAAUAUUUUUCUAAACAAAUGUUAGUGUUUGAUCUUCUAUUUACAGGAAAUAUGAAUGGCAAAAACAUGGAACAUGUGCUGCAAAAGCUGAGUCCCUAAACAGUCAACACAAAUACUUUGGUAAAGCCCUGGAGCUGUAUCACAAGUUAGACCUUGAUGGGUAAGUGUACUGAAUUAACAAUAAAGUACCCUCAUGAAACAUAUGGGAUAAUGUAUGGUUUCAAUACCCUGAACCCUAAUUUAUGUUUUCUACUAGUUAUUUAUACAUUCUUUGUAUGUUUUCAGGGUGAUGAAGAAAUGUAACAUUGUGCCCUCUGAGACUUACUACACAGUAAGUACAUUACCAAGGACAAUGUAAUUUUGCACUGAGUAAAUAGCUGCAUGUUUAAAGUUAAACUUCAAGCAUUUCUGCAUCAUAUCAAGCAACACACUAUACUGUGUUUUGGGAAACCUGACAAUUUUAAAUGUGUGAGCAUGUGAAGUCAGCAGUGACUAAUUUACUGCAAGUCAUUUGAUUUACUGUUCCUGUUUACUUAGCUACUGGCAGUAAAAUGACCCAGAUGUGUGCAUGUAUUCAAUACCAUGUUAUCAGCCGGUAUUGACCCAUUACCACCGAUAACCGAUAUUCAAUAAAUAGGAUGAAAAAAGGGAAUCUCAUGCUUAUCUGAAUAUUUGCAGCCAUUCCCCUCAAUGUUUCGUUAUUGUCACAAUGUAAGGAAUCAACAUUUGAAGCAAAUUUCUUGGACAAUUGGUCUUUGGGAUGGCAAUUUAUGAGAACUCAGUGUGGAGAAAUUACACUUUUUCAUUUCCCCUCUUUAAAACAGUAUAUCAGCAGAUACAGUGCCUUCAGAAAGGAUUCAUACCCCCGACUUAUUCCACAUUUUGUUGUUACAGCCUGAAUUAAAAAUGGAUUAAAUAUAUUUGUUUCUCACCCAUCUAUACACAAUACCCCAUAAUGACAAAGUGAAAACAUGUUUUUGGCGAAUGUAUUGAAAAUGAAAUACAGAAAUAUAACAUUUACAUAAGUAUUCACACCCCUGAGUCAAUACAAUUUUGAUGGGGGUGGGGGCCACAAAACAUCUGAACACAUGAGGGGUUGUAGUUGCUUGUGGGUCUGCGUACCCACAUGUGCAUAGCUGUUUUACAGCUAAUUUCCUGCAAUGUUACACAUUUUGUCAUGGGGUGGAGAUACGAUUUUGCAAUUUUAUAUCUAAUUUUAUGCAAUUCUACUAAUUUUGCCAUGGGGCUAAGAGGAAAAUGAGCUAUUAUCAGUUACAUAAAAUUAAAACUGCUGAUGCACAACCAAAUUUUGAAAUUGCACCUUGUGUAUUGCAACAGUAAGUUGAGACCCUAACUCUUUUUUAAAUGAUUUUUUAUCUGACUGCCGGCCCACGGGCCGCCAGUUGCUCAUCCCUGCUCUAAGAGCUUUCCACACUUGCCCAUUUAUUAUUUUCAAAAUUCUUCAAGCUCUGUCAAAUUGGUUGUUGAUCAUUGCUAGACAACCAUUUUAAGGUCUUGCUAUAUAUGUUCAAGUAUAUUUAAGUCAAAACUGUAACUGGGCCACUCAGGAACAUUCACUGUCAUCUUGGUAAGCAACUCCAGUAUAGAUUGGGCCUUGUGUUUUAAGUCAUUGUCCUGCUGAAAGGUGAAUUAAUCUCCCAGUGUCUGGUGGAAACAGACUGAACCAGGUUUUCCUCUAGGAUUUUGCCUGUGCUUCAUUUUUAUCCUGAAAAACUCCCCAGUCCUUAACGAUUACAAGCAUACCCACAACAUGAUGCCGCCACCACUAUGCUUGAAAAUAUGGAGUGUGGUACUCUGUAAUGUGUUGGAUUGGAUUUGCCCCAAACAUAACACUUUGCAUUCAAAUCAAAUCAAAUUUUAUUUUUCACAUGCGCCGAAUACAACAGUGUAGACCUUACCGUGAAAUGCUUACUUACAAGCCCUAACCAACAAUGCAGUUCAAGAAUUGGAGUUAAGAAAAUAUUUACUAAAUAAACUAAAGUAAAAAAUAAUAAUAAUAACAAAAACGAGGCUAUAUACAGUGGGGGAAAAAAGUAUUUAGUCAGCCACCAAUUGUGCAAGUUCUCCCACUUAAAAAGAUGAGAGAGGCCUGUCAUUUUCAUCAUAGGUACACGUCAACUAUGACAGACAAAAUGAGGAAAAAAAUUCCAGAAAAUCACAUUGUAGGAUUUUUUAUGAAUUCAUUUGCAAAUUAUGGUGGAAAAUAAGUAUUUGGUCAAUAACAAAAGUUUCUCAAUACUUUGUUAUAUACCCUUUGUUGGCAAUGACACAGGUCAAACAAGUCUUCACAAGGUUUUCACACACUGUUGCUGGUAUUUUGGCCCAUUCCUCCAUGCAGAUCUCCUCUAGAGCAGUGAUGUUUUGGGGCUGUCGCUGGGCAGCACGGACUUUCAACUCCCUCCAAAGAUUUUCUAUGGGGUUGAGAUCUGGAGACUGGCUAGGCCACUCCAGGACCUUGAAAUGCUUCUUACGAAGCCACUUCUUCGUUGCCCGGGCGGUGUGUUUGGGAUCAUUGUCAUGCUGAAAGACCCAGCCACAUUUCAUCUUCAAUGCCCUUGCUGAUGGAAGGAGGUUUUCACUCAAAAUCUCACGAUACAUGGCCCCAUUCAUUCUUUCCUUUACACGGAUCAGUCGUCCUGGUCCCUUUGCAGAAAAACAGCCCCAAAGCAUGAUGUUUCCACACCCAUGCUUCACAGUAGGUAUGGUGUUCUUUGGAUGCAACUCAGAAUUCUUUGUCCCCCAAACAGUUUUUACCAAAAAGUUAUAUUUUGGUUGUCUGACCAUAUGACAUUCUCCCAAUCCUCUUCUGGAUCAUCCAAAUGCACUCUAGCAAACUUCAGACGGGCCUGGACAUGUACUGGCUUAAGCAGGGGGACACGUCUUGCACUGCAGGAUUUGAGUCCCUGGCGGCGUAGUGUGUUACUGAUGGUAGGCUUUGUUACUUUGGUCCCAGCUCUCUGCAGGUCAUUCACUAGGUCCCCCCGUGUGGUUCUGGGAUUUUUGCUCACCGUUCUUGUGAUCAUUUUGACCCCACGGGGUGAGAUCUUGCGUGGAGCCCCAGAUCGAGGGAGAUUAUCAGUGGUCUUGUAUGUCUUCCAUUUCCUAAUAAUUUAUCCCACAGUUGAUUUAUUCAAACCAAGCUGCUUAUCUAUUGCAGAUUCAGUCUUCCCAGCCUGGUGCAGGUCUACAAUUGUGUUUCUGGUGUCCUUUGACAGCUCUUUGGUCUUGGCCAUAGUGGAGUUUGGAGUGUGACUGUUUGAGGUUGUGGACAGGUGUCUUUUAUACUGAUAACAAGUUCAAACAGGUGUCAUUAAUACAGGUAACGAGUGGAGGACAGAGGAGCCUCUUAAAGAAGAAGUUACAGGUCUGUGAGAGCCAGACAUCUUGCUUGUUUGUAGGUGACCAAAUACUUAUUUUCCACCAUAAUUUGCAAAUAAAUUCCUUAAAAAUUCUACAAUGUGAUUUUCUGGAAAUGUUUUUCUCAAUUUGUCUGUCAUAGUUGAUGUGUACCUAUGAUGAAAAUUACAGGCCUCUCUCAUCUUUUUAAGUGGGAGAACUUGCACAAUUGGUGGCUGACUAAAUACUUUUUUCCCCCACUGUACAGGGGGUGUAGGUACAGAGUCAAUGUGCGGGGGUACAGGUUAGUCUAGGUAAUUUGUACAUGUAGUUAUGGGUAUAGUGACUAUGCAUAGAUAAUAAACAGUGAGUAGCAGCAGUGUAAAAACAAAGGAGGGGGGGGGGGGGGGGGGGGGGGGGGGGGGGGGGAUCAAUGUAAAUAGUCCUGGUGGCCGAAGCGUAAAAGGCUAAAGGUGAGGCAGAGGUCCAAGUAGACUGCCCCCCCCCCCCCCCCCCCCCCCCCCUUUGGGAUGUCUCAUGGUCUGACAAACACCGCUCUAGCUCUGCCACCUUUCACUGCAGAUGCGGAAUGGCGACAUCGGCGGAUUGAGACACAGCCCAUGCAAAUAAAUAAAUAAUAAUCUCUAGUUUAAACUGACAGAUUCUGUUGGGGAUUUUUUACAUUAUUAGAAUUAGAUUUCCACAGGGGCGCGUCAUCAACUCUAGGGGGUUUUAAACUCUAACUGUUUUAAAGUCACCAUUGGCCUCAUGGUGAAAUCCCUGAGCGGUUUCCUUCCUCUCCGGCAACUGAGUUAGGAAGGACGCCUUGUAGUCAGUGGGUGUAUUGAUACACCAUCCAGUGUAAUUAAUAACUUCACCAUGCUCAAAGGGAUAUUCAUUGUCUGCUUUAUUUUAUUUUAUACCCAUCUACCAAUGGGUGCACUUCUUUGCGAGCCAUUGGAAAACCUCCCUGGUGUUUGUGGUUGAAUCUGUGUUUGAAAUUUACUGCUCGACUGAGGGACCUUAAAGAUAAUUGUAUGUGUGGGGUACAGAGAUGAGAUAGCCAUUCAAAAAUCAUGCUACACACUAUUAUUGCACACAGUGAGUCCAUGAAACUUAUUAUUUGACUUGUUAAGCACAUUUUUACUCCUGAACUUAAGGCUUGCCAUUACAAAGGGGUUGAAUACUUAUUGACUAAAUAUAUUUCAGCUUUUCAUUUUUAAUUAUUUAAAAAAUUAAAGGGGAAGAAAUGAAAAACAUAAUUCCACUUUGACAUUAUGGGGUAUUGUGUGUUCACCAGUGACACAAAAUCUCAAUUUAAUCACUUUUAAAUUCAGGCUGUAACACAACAAAAUGUGGAAAAAGUCAAGGGGUGUGAAUACUUUCUGGUAUUGGUUGUGUGCCCCCCAAAAACCCAUAUCGGUCAGGUGCUAAUAGCAUGUGAUGAGUACUCAUGGUAAAAUGGAUUACUUCUUUGUUUUUAGUUUGACCUCAUCGAACGAAACAUUUUCAACUUCUACAACGUGAAACCAAAGAUUCAGUGUAUUCAUCCAAAGGUAUGUUUUUUUAUAUUUUGUAUUUUGGUAAAAUGCUAACUCAAGCACAACUAGUUAUUGGAUUUGCCUACAGGUUUUAUUUGAAGAGUAGAGGAUAACACGAAUGACGUACCAUUUUGUAGUUGGAAUACAUUUCUCUAAUCAUUCUACAUGAAGAAUAGUUGUUACACACAACUAAAAGAAAAUCAUGAAUCCUAAAUCUAGAAUGUAUCAUUAAGUUAUUUCUUGUUUACAGGAAGGGAAUGUGCAAAUCUUGGGGCAGAUCGAGAUCUGCUUCAACUCAGACUUUCAACUGGAAGACUGUGAGCAUUCUGAGACAGACACAGUGAACCUCAAUGUUAAGGGUGCAGGGUUUAGUGUGUGUGACAACGCCACACCGGUCUACUACCCUUCCCUGAAGGGGAAAUCGUUAAUGUAG